CCGAGCAGAAAACAAAGAAACUCUGCCCUCUUGGAGCUUAUGGUGCAGUCAGAGGAAGCAAAGUAAAUACUUGAAAGAACAAAGAAAUGAUUGGAGAAGCAGAUGUAACAGGUGAUCCUCCCUGGCCUGGCCACAGCUGUCUGAACAAAACAAGGAGUGCCACCAUGUUUUCAGAGCAGGCAGCCCAGAGGGCCCACACUCUGCUAUCUCCUCCAUCAGCCAACAAUGCUACCUUUGCCCGGGUGCCUGUGGCAACUUACACCAACUCAUCACAACCCUUCCGACUAGGAGAGCGCAGCUUUAGCCGGCAGUAUGCCCACAUUUAUGCCACCCGCCUCAUCCAGAUGAGACCCUUCCUGGUGAGCCGGGCCCAGCAGCACUGGGGCAAUGGAGUUGGAGUGAAGAAGCUGUGUGAGCUACAGCCUGGGGAAAAGUGCUGUGUGGUGGGCACUCUCUUCAAAGCCAUGCCACUCCAGCCCUCCAUCCUGCGCGAGAUCAGCGAGGAGCACAACCUGAUCCCCCAGCCUCCUAGGAGCAAAUACAUCCACCCAGAUGAUGAGCUGAUCUUGGAAGAUGAAUUGCAGCGUAUCAAACUGAAAGGCACCAUCGAUGUGUCAAAGUUGGUCACAGUCUUGGCAGUGUUUGGCUCCGUGAGAGAUGAUGGCAAGUUUCAGGUGGAGGACCACUGCUUUGCUGACCUGGCUCCACAGAAGCCCGCACCCUCACUUGACACAGACAGGUUUGUGCUGCUGGUAUCCGGGCUGGGCCUGGGCGGAGGUGGUGGUGAGAGCCUGCUGGGCACCCAACUGCUGGUAGAUGUUGUGACGGGGCAGCUUGGGGACGAAGGGGAACAGUGCAGUGCUGCCCACGUCUCCCGAGUCAUCCUUGCCGGCAACCUCCUCAGCCACAACACCCAGAGCAGAGAUUCUAUUAACAAGGCCAGGUACCUCACCAAGAAAACCCAGGCAGCCAGCGUGGAGGCCGUCAAAAUGCUGGAUGAAAUCCUUCUGCAGCUGAGCGCCUCGGUGCCCGUGGAUGUGAUGCCAGGCGAAUUUGAUCCAACCAACUAUACACUCCCCCAGCAGCCCCUGCACCCCUGCAUGUUCCCACUGGCCACUGCCUAUUCCACACUCCAGCUGGUCACCAACCCAUACCAAGCCACCAUCGAUGGAGUCAGGUUCCUAGGAACAUCUGGACAGAACGUGAGUGAUAUUUUCCGAUAUAGUAGCAUGGAAGACCAUUUGGAAAUCCUAGAGUGGACUCUGCGGGUCCGUCACAUCAGCCCCACAGCUCCGGACACCCUAGGCUGUUACCCUUUCUACAAAACUGACCCAUUCAUCUUUCCGGAGUGCCCUCAUGUCUACUUCUGUGGCAACACCCCCAGCUUUGGCUCCAAAAUUAUCCAGGGUCCUGAGGACCAGAUGGUGCUGUUGGUGGCCGUUCCUGACUUUAGUUCCACACAGACUGCCUGCCUGGUGAACCUGCGCAGCCUGGCCUGUCAGCCUAUCAGCUUCACAGGCUUUGGAGCAGAUGACGAUGACCUGGGAAGCCUGGGGUUGGGACCCUGAUGAGAGGCUGCUGGUUCAGGCCAUUCACCCCUGCAGUAUGAGCCCUGUAAAUAAAUUAUGAACAUUUGCAGGUCUGAACCUUGACUACCUGGGCAUGUGUGGGAUGGAGCUGGUAGGAGCCCCAGCGAGUAAGCCUCUUCCCUGAGCUGGUCAAAAUGAUGGCGGUCAAUGCCAUGAGCUUGUUUUAUUGGUGUGACCUUGGCUUCCUUGCCUUCCCCUCCCCAAAGUUCUCCAGUAGAACUGGAGAUCCUACAGACUCUGGCUUUGGAGUCCUGGUGGCCUUCAUGCCCCCACUGGGUUAGGGGGCCCACUCGGGGUCUUCCAGGUGCUGCUGGAUAUAGGUCUGCCGGCACAGGCUUGGGAAGUGCUGCUUUAGUUUGAGUUGGGUAAGGCCAUUGGGA
This is a messenger RNA of Nannospalax galili (Upper Galilee mountains blind mole rat), 1969 nucleotides long. It is a transcript of the gene Pold2, whose product is annotated as DNA polymerase delta 2, accessory subunit. Lineage: Eukaryota; Metazoa; Chordata; Mammalia; Rodentia; Spalacidae. Gene Ontology annotation, molecular function: DNA binding. The coding region runs from base 87 to 1568 and encodes 493 amino acids. Gene Ontology annotation, biological process: DNA replication; DNA strand elongation involved in DNA replication. Gene Ontology annotation, cellular component: delta DNA polymerase complex. The record is from RefSeq and is a predicted model, not a curated record. The transcript has 11 exons.